CGGCAGAUAAAGGACGGAGGACAGGGAGAGAGGAGCGAGCCAGAAGGGGAUCCAGGCAGGCGCCGAGAGCGGACAGGCAGAGGCGGGCGGACCGGCGGACCGGGCCAGGACAGGAGGCGGUCGGCGGGUCGGGCGGUGCCGCCGCGGCCACCGCGCCCGGCCAGCAGCGCGGCGCGGCGGCGGAUCUCCUCCCGCGGCGGAGGCGGAGGAAGAGACCAUGUCUUUCAGGAAGACAGUCACUGUACUGUAACAGCAGCGUAUCCGCAGCAAAAUAAACAAACCGGCCAACCAAAAAUACCAAACAAACAAAAAUAGCCCGAGCCGCCAAGACGCUGGGGGCAGAUCCCGUUUGCAGGCAAGGUUGACUAUGGUGCGUCAAGCUCUCCGAAGGACCAGCAUGGAGAUUGGCACUCUGAACUGUUAAUGGGGACAUGGGACUCACGUUGCCGUUGAUCAUUUGUGUGGACUUAACCAGCAAAGACCAACAGAAGACGCUAGAAAGGCAGUUGGAAUUAUAGCAGUUUUCCAGGUCACCAAAUCUUGUUAUUUUAAUUUCUGUCUGGAAGAAUGUCUGAGCAAGGUAAAUUGAACCAGGAGACAGCAGAGGAAGCUGCAAAAGAGCAGGAGACUGCCAUCUCUGAAGCCAACCCGGACAACUGUGUUCUUAAUAAAUCUGAAAGCUCAGAAGUAGAGGAGGAGAAGCUCAGUGAUUCCAAGACAGAGCUGCAGGUGUUACUGCCAACAAAAAGUUGUUAUGCAAAGCCUAAGAAGAAACGAGGGUCAAAUCAGAAAAAGAGAUCCAAGUCAGGAGCUAAGGGCAAGCUCGUGAGGAGUCUUGCUGUGUGUGAAGAGUCAUCCCCUCGCCCGGGAGCAGAAAAUCUUCAUGACAACCAGGAAUCAAUACAACUACAGCUUUCAAGUUUUCCUAGCUUGCAAGAAGAAGAUAAAUCUAGUAAAGAUGACUCCGAGAAAGAAAAAGAGAAGGAUAAAAAUAAAGAUAAAAACAGUGAAAAAAGCAAGAUCAGAAUGUUAUCAAAAGAUUGCAGUCAAGAGUAUACAGACUCAACAGGCAUAGAUUUGCAUGAGUUUCUCAUUAACACAUUAAAGAAUAAUCCCAGGGACAGAAUGAUCCUCUUGAAAAUGGAACAGGAAAUUAUUGAUUUUAUUAGUGACAACAAUAAUCACUAUAAAAAGUUCCCUCAGAUGUCAUCGUAUCAGAGGAUGCUAGUGCACAGAGUGGCAGCUUAUUUUGGAAUGGAUCACAAUGUGGAUCAGACUGGAAAAUCCGUAAUUAUCAACAAGACCAGCAAUACAAGAAUACCAGAGCAAAGGUUUUCUGAACAUUUAAAAGAUGAAAAAGGUGAAGAAUCCCAGAAGCGAUUUAUCUUGAAGCGAGAUAACUCUAGUAUUGAUAAAGAAGACAAUCAGCAAAACAGAAUUCUUCCAUUUAGAGAUGACAGACGAAGUAAAUCAAUUGAAGAGAGAGAAGAGGAGUAUCAGAGAGUGAGGGAGAGAAUAUUUGCACAAGAUUCAGUUUGCUCCCAGGAAAACCUUUUUGUGGAAAACAGUAGGCUGUUGGAAGAAAGUAGCAUAUGCAAUGACAUGCAUAAGAAAAGACAGCUGUUUAGGGGUAACAGAGACAGCAUUGGGAAGACGUCUGGCAGUCGACAGAGCAGUACAGAGAAUGAAUUGAAGUGGACAGACCACCAGAGGCCAUGGAGCAGCACAGACUCAGACAGCUCAAAUCGAAAUUUGAAGCCAGCCAUAACAAAGACAGCCAGUUUUGGUGGGAUAACCGUCCUGACAAGAGGAGAUAGCUCAUCAAGCAACAGAAGUACCGGCAAACUGUCUAAAACAGGUAGCUCAGAGUCUUCCAGCAGUGCUGGCUCCUCAGGAUCACUGUCACGAAUACAUCAGCCUCUCCAAAGUGCAUCUCUCGUCCCUGGGGUGACAGCCAGUUCUUCAGGCAGCGUGUCCUAUCCUGAGAACGGGAUGAGUGGCCAGGUGGCCCCCAGCAACACCAGCUAUAUCAUUCUUCCACUUGAAGCUGCAGGGAUACCGCCUGGCAGUAUCCUUCUCAACCCACACACAGGUCAACCAUUUGUAAAUCCUGAUGGGACACCGGCAAUAUACAAUCCUCCCAGUGGCCAGCAGACAAUGAGGAGCCAGGUGGUGGGACAGUCUCAGCAGCCUUCACCCCAGCAGACUCAGCAGGUUCAACAGCCACAGCAGCAAAUGGCAAGUCACCUUGUCACACAGCCUGUUCAGACAAUGCAGCCAUCUUCUCAGUCAGUCCAAUAUCCAGCAGUUUCUUAUCCUCCCCAGCAUCUCCUGCCAGUCUCUCCAACACAGCAGUUUUCUGUGCGCGAUGACAUGACAGCGCAGUUUAACCAGAUGAGCUUAAGUCGUCAGUCAUCAGGAGACAACCCCGAGUCGCCUUCUGGCCCCGUGUACCCCUCGCCCAUCCUGCAGCAGCCUGCCCAGCAGACAGGUUACAUCUUGGCCUCCCCAAGCCAGCAGCUUCCCCCAGGAGGCUUCACGGGUUCAGGACCACCGGUGUCCCAGCAGGUGCUGCAGCCGCCGCCGCCCCAGGGCUUCGUGCAACAGCCACCGCCACCUGCUCAGAUGCCAGUGUAUUAUUACCCAUCUGGUCAGUACCCUACCUCAACAACUCAGCAGUACAGACCCAUUGCCUCAGUUCAGUACAACGCACAGCGGAGUCAACAGAUCCCCCAGACUGCCCAGCAAGCAGCCUUCCAGAGCCACUGUCAUAGGCCUGGGAAUUCUGCUACUGUUUUCCUUGGAGACCUAAGGAACCUGAUAGGUUACCAGCCUGUCCUGCCGAACCAGCAGCAGGGGUUCCAGAGUCUCAUGGGAAUGCAGCAGCCACCCCAAAGCCAGAACCUGAUGAAUAAUCAACAGGGGAAUCAGGUGCAAGGCAUGAUGGUGCAGUAUCCAGCCAUGUCAUCUUAUCAGGUGCCAAUGACCCAGGGUUCUCAAGGAUUGCCGCAACAAUCAUAUCAACAACCAAUCAUGCUACCUAAUCAAUCAGCUCAAGGAACACUUACAGCCACUGGAAUGCCUGUCUACUGUAAUGUCAUACCUCCUGCCCCACAGAACAACCUCCGGUUGAUUGCCCCACACUGCCCCUCCAAUAACGUUCCAGUUAUUUCUGCCAGCUGCAGGACAAACUGUGCGAGCAUCAACAAUGCAGGGUGGCAGGUCAAGUACUGACACUGUGGCUUAGAUUUAUGAGGAUAGAGGUGCAUUAUUUGACAAAUAAAUCAUGGCCUUCAUAUGAAGAGGAACACAACAGAAUAAUCAGUUGAGGACACGAGUACUGACAAUGCUCAAGUGAUUUGCUGCUGGAAAAACCUGUAAAAAAAAAAAGUAAAAUAAAUCUUGAAAAAAAAAAAAUGUUUGCUGGUUAAUGGUGCAUAUUUUUGUCAUGUCUGCUAGGUAUGCCUUUAUAGCUUAGCUAGUGACAUGAAUUCAUUGAGGUAAGAUUUUUUCCUACCACUGAACACCACUGUGUAGAUUGUAAUAUCCCCGAUUCGAAUUAGUUUUGUACUUUGUGUUGAGUUUGUGAAGCUAAAAGUAUUUAAAAAUAUAAUAAAAUCACAUUGUACCAAAGCUGUAAUGGAAAUUAAAAAAAAAAAAAACUGAAAACAAAAAGAGAACUACUGAAUGGAAGGAAUAAUUUAUAUACACUAUAGAGUUUUUUUAUGGAUAUAUACUGUAUUGUAGUGCUUAAUCACAAUAAAGCUAUUUGACCUCAUGGAGGAAGGUCAUGUUUCUA
Molecule: messenger RNA, 3799 nt
Organism: Vidua macroura (Pin-tailed whydah)
Lineage: Eukaryota; Metazoa; Chordata; Aves; Passeriformes; Viduidae
Gene: ARPP21
Product: cAMP regulated phosphoprotein 21
Exons: 23
Coding region: 568-3234 (888 amino acids)
Cellular component (GO): cytoplasm
Molecular function (GO): nucleic acid binding
Source: RefSeq, a predicted model, not a curated record